Messenger RNA from Drosophila yakuba, 1431 nucleotides. RefSeq lists its product as uncharacterized. The transcript has a single exon. The coding region runs from base 916 to 1023 and encodes 35 amino acids. The record is from RefSeq and is a predicted model, not a curated record. NCBI's taxonomy places the organism in Eukaryota, Metazoa, Arthropoda, Insecta, Diptera, Drosophilidae.
CUCUCAUUGCCAAGGAGUGCUUCAUAAUUCGCAUGCAAGACUCGUCAAUUCAUUGCUCGAAAAGCAGAAGGCUGACAAAGUGUUUUCCCAAUGACUUACUUCGCCCUGCCAGUUUUCGCAGCUCUCCCAGUUUUCCGACUGUUUUCAGUCUGUCGACUGAAUGACUGAGUGACGGACUGAGGGACUUCCUGACAGCCAAUAAAUGUCACUUUGGCCCGGCUGAUGCAUGAAUACAUCCGUCGCCUGCCUGCUGUCUCGGUGUCUCCCCGAACAGGACCUGGUAACUCUCCGAAGUGGCAGCUCAUAAAGUCCUGCUGUGUCGCCCAGAUAAUUGACAGCGAUGUGACGAAGAAAUUGAGGCAGACAGUUGUCUAGAUGCAAAUUUAAAGGUAAGCAGCUGCAAAUGACUCACUUAGAGAGUCGGUCGGAUCAAAAGUUUUCAUUUCUGGCGCAGACAAAAGUAUCAAAUCAAUAGUGGGCACUACUGGGUGAAAUGUGGCAUCACCACAAACUUGGCCAAGUCAUCGACAUGUGGAUGAGCCAUGACAAUAGUCAAAUGGCCAGUUCGCUUGCUCUCUAAUUGCCAAAAAAACAAUCACUAAACAGAGGUCAGCGAAAGUCAAAAGUCUAGACAGCAACUGUUACUUUCCACUCCCACCACCGAGCUGCUCCAUAAUCUGCUCCAUUAGUUGGCGAAAAAUGUGAAGAUGGACAUGGAUGUGGAGGUGGAUAUGGAUAUAGAUAUGGAUAUGGAUAUGAGCAUGGAAAAUCUGCAGUAAAUUCGAUUAACUAUGCAUGCAAAUGGCAUUGGGAACACGAGAUAUGAAAUUAAUUCGACGUACCAUGAAACACACGUCAGGAACUCAUUUGGCCAGCAGAGCUCGAUGAGAUCCGUGUAAGCGUUAAAGCGCCGACAUGACUGCUGACAGGAAUUCCGCAUGGUGUAAUCCUCGGUGUGGAAUGGCGCAGGAUGACGUUGUGAUGAAAUGGGAUGGCUUGGUCGUGCUGCAAACCAAAUAUUAGCUCUGCAGCUGCACUGUUUUUCAAUUAAACUAGCUGAAUGCUCCUUCAGUCGUGCAUUAAAAUGAAAAUUUAAUCACGCCAACGGCCAUGGCUGCGAAAUGAAUCACAUUCGCUGACCUGAACCUGAACCCGAACCCGAACCCCACGACUCGAUCCGGUGCAGGAAAAGUGCGAGGCUGGGGCCAUGGAGGCGCAUACGUAUUGUGAGGAAAUAUGUAAUUAAAUUUUUCUCCCGUAUGUCAUGUCUUCGCCUCGGAAACGCUGAUGGGUUUUUUAUGAAGGCUUUAAGGGGCAGUUGUGGUCCUUCAUAGUGUUAGUUAGUAAGAUAUCUGCAUUAAUUCCUUUUGAAAUUUCGGACAUUACUCUUCUUAAAGAAAAGAACAAGAUUAUAAGUAAUAUUGAACAUCA